Molecule: messenger RNA, 798 nt
Organism: Prorocentrum cordatum
Lineage: Eukaryota; Dinophyceae; Prorocentrales; Prorocentraceae
Source: the annotation of a GenBank genome assembly
AUGGUGCUGGAGGCUCAGCUGCAGCAGGCUGUGCUGCUGAAGAAGGUGGUGGACGCCAUGAAGGACCUCUGCAAGGACGUUAACUUCGACUGCUCGGAGAAGGGGCUUCAAGUGCAGUCCAUGGAUAGCUCGCAUGUGGCCCUAGUCUCACUGCUGCUGCGGGAGUCUGCGUUCGCAGAGUUCAAGUGCGACAGGCCGACCUCGUUGGGCAUGAACGUGGACUCGUUGGGCAAGAUCCUGAAGAUGUGCGGACAGAACGACUCGCUGAAGCUGCGCGCGCAGAAUGACGCAGACGUCGUGAGUUUCCAGUGCGAGAGCGGGGAGGACGACCGCAUCGCCGACUUCGACUUGAAGUUGAUGCAGAUCGAGAGCGAGCACAUGGAGAUCCCCAGGGGUCGGCGACUCCCUGAGCAGCACUACAAGGUCGUGGCCAAGCUGCCGUCAGCGGAGUUUCAGAAGAUCUGCCGUGACCUCAAGGAGUUUGGGGAGACGAUGCAGGUGAAGGCCACCAAGGAGGGCAUCACAUUCACAGUCCAGGGCGACAUGGGUGCUGGCAAUGUCAUGCUGAAGCCGCGCGCGGCGGAGAAGCCCGAGGACGCGGUGAGCCUCACCGUGCACGAGCCAGUCUCCGCCACCUUCGCGCUGCGCUACCUGGUGAACUUCGCCAAGGCCGCGCCGCUGUGCGGCACUGUGGAGCUCGGGCUCGGCCCGGACGCGCCUCUGCUUGUGAGGUACAACCUCGAGAACGCGGACAAUGGCCACUUGCAGUUCUACUUGGCACCGAAGAUUGACGAGUGA